GACUGAGGAACUGUGUUUUUAGGCUAGGACGCGCACUGCCCCCGCAGAACGCUGUCCGCCCGGUAUAAAGGGAACGGCCAACACGAUCAUCAUCAUCAUCAUCAUCAUCGUGGAAUCUGGCUAAUCCGCUUCGAAGGACGCUGUCGUCUGCCGCCAAGUCUGGGGCUGCUUUGUUUUUUUCCGGCACGUCGCCCGUAUUCACAUGUGACACUUUUUAGUAACGCGGAUACUAUCUCUACGCUUGCAUCCUUCGCGUGAGAUGUCGUUUCGCAGCGUUCCUGACUCCAGGAAAACUUCCUUCGAAAACCUCGAUGUUUGAUUUCGCACGCCAAGGAUGCAGCUACAGCCAGACCCCAGACGAAGCGAAAGUUGGAAGCAGCUACAUCACUAGCGGGUAUCCAGAUGAAGCAAGGAGUGUUCAUGCUGUCCGUGUAUGCUCCUCGCAUUUCACCGAUAAUGUGUACCUGGAUGAGAACAUCGUGCAAGUGCAACUUGGAUUGACACAAAAAAGGAACGAAUUGAAACUUGACGCCGUUCCGACAGUAUUCCACGAACAAAGCGAGCCAGCAACUUCGACACUGCAGGCUGCUCGACAGGGUAAAGCGCAAGUGAAGGACCAGUUGCUGCUGAUCCAAGUCCCAUCCAUCCAUGAAACGGCAUCAAACAAUGAUCUUCCAGAACAGUGCUUUCUUCAUCCAAGUUCAAGAAGUAAAGAGAAUGACUUCAUGGCUUCUACUGACAUCUCACAGCUACAUGCCAAGACAAAAUAACUUGAAAACAGGAAAUGAAAAGAAAAAAAAGGUCCGUUUCAUGUCCACCCAAAUCUUUGUGCAGAGGCUGACAACAACAACGUUAUUGUGAGAUGAUGAAUGAUGCUGAUGCGGCGUUGAGAUUAAGCCCUUGUUUCCUUUUUUGUUCUACGAGGCACUGUCACAUAAGCAUUGGCCAAAUUUGCUAUCCUGUGAGCUUUGAUAGGAUAUGCCGUAGAUAGUAAGAGGCCUCUUACUGUAAAAGGGAGGUGCGUUAUUCGAGUAGUGGGGUCUGAGGCAUGAGGGUCAUUUCAGGAUGUACUAACCCUUCCAAAAUUUUACACUUGGUUGUGCCCAGAGAUCGAUCCAGAUCCCCCCCCCCCCAACACCCCGAGUUUUUUUCCUGUGUACCACUGUUAUAAUGAAACCGUCCAAUUUACUGUCCAACCGUCCCGUUUUCAUUGCAAUUGAAGUACUUACGAAACUGUUUAUUUUAUUUUUUAUUUUUGUGACUCCCCGCUUCAGAUCCCAAGGGACAUUGCCAGUGUGGUGCACGCUCAUAACUGUCUGUGCAUAGCAAAUAAUAAAUAUCUGUGCGUGAAGAGUU
Messenger RNA from Ornithodoros turicata, 1356 nucleotides. RefSeq lists its product as uncharacterized. NCBI's taxonomy places the organism in Eukaryota, Metazoa, Arthropoda, Arachnida, Ixodida, Argasidae. Bases 312 to 770 code for a protein of 152 amino acids. The record is from RefSeq and is a predicted model, not a curated record. The transcript is spliced from 4 exons.